UUUAGCACCAGUCCAGGAAGUAGACAGAGGUCUGUGUGGCCCUGAGAAGCUAAGAACAAUAGAGAGGCUGGUAGAUGACCUCUCGGUGGCUCUGUCCCAACACUUUCCACGAAUGUGGUCAUAUCUAAGUUCUCCUGCUCUGGACUCCAACACAGCUCACCCAAAAUUAGAAAUAUCCCAGGACAGGAAACAAGUGUACUGGAGAAGGCAGCCUGUCCGUGAAGCUCUGAGCCCCCAGCCAUAUGACUCCCAGUACAGUGUCCUGGCUCAGGAGUGUUUUACUACUGGCCAGCAUUACUGGGAGGUCAUUGUCCAGGAGAAACCUUACUGGCUAAUAGGUGUGACCACUGGGCCAGUCAAUAAAAAAGAUCGUCAAAGUCAGAGUUCCUCCAGCCUGGGUGUGAAUAACACAUCCUGGUGCAUCUACCAUGGAGAGGGACAGUACCUGGCAUGUCAUGAUACCCAGGAGAAGCAGCUGUCAGUGGGAAAGAGAGUUAGAAAGCUGGGCAUACUGGCAAAUCUCCAGAAGGGGGAGCUGUCAUUCUAUGACGCUGAUGUUAUGACCCUGCUUCACUCUUUCUGUGUGCAGUGCACAGGGCCUCUCUACCCCAUGUUAAACCCAUGCAUUGAUAUGAAUGGACUGAACAGGCAGCCUCUUACUUUGUUUUGUAUUAAGGACCCCUGGGAUUGGCAAGUAAACACAAAUGGGGGUAAAGAGGAAACUUAGGGGACAAUGCACUGUAUUUUUUCUUGUUUAGUCUAUUGUUUGCAUGAUGCUGUAAAACAUGUGAGGCUGUCAAAUAAUAUGACCAUCAUCAGUUUCACUGCCUGGAACUGUUCCAAGUAAAACUAAAACUAUGAGCAAGGAAUUGGCCUACCUCUUAAAAGAAGUCACAGUUGGAGCUGAGAUAGAUGAUGAACAUACGUUUCUCAUUACCAGCAGCAAUAGGAGAGAGAGGCUUAAAUUCUGUGAUAUGGUCUUCUGGUAUUAUGUUAUUUUGAUCCUAUAUUGAUGUUUUACAGAAAGCUGUUGAGUAAGAAGUAUAGCUGAGAGUAGAUAUUUUUAACUGUUUGUCUAUUCUAUAGUCAUAUAGGUGUUUCUAUGUUACCUUUUCCGUGACUGCCGUUGUCAUGUACAGUGGAUAUACAUCAACUGAUUUUGGGUGCACCCUCAAACAGCACUUUUGUUCUGUGGUAAAGUCUGGUUGGUCAG
Molecule: messenger RNA, 1213 nt
Organism: Micropterus salmoides (largemouth bass)
Lineage: Eukaryota; Metazoa; Chordata; Actinopteri; Centrarchiformes; Centrarchidae
Product: erythroid membrane-associated protein-like
Exons: 2
Coding region: 113-727 (204 amino acids)
Molecular function (GO): protein binding
Source: RefSeq, a predicted model, not a curated record